AUGGAGGCCAGGAGCCGGAGUGCUGAGGAGCUGAGGCGGGCAGAGCUGGUGGAGAUCAUCGUAGAGACAGAGGCGCAGACAGGGGCCAGCGGUAUCAACGUAGCAGGCGGCGGCAAAGAAGGAAUAUUUGUCCGUGAGCUACGUGAAGACUCGCCGGCCGCCAGGAGCCUCAGCCUACAAGAAGGGGACCAGCUGCUCAGCGCGCGUGUGUUUUUUGAGAACUUCAAAUAUGAGGAUGCACUACGCCUGCUGCAAUGUGCGGAGCCCUACAAGGUCUCCUUCUGCCUGAAGCGCACGGUGCCCACCGGGGACCUGGCGCUGAGGCCUGGGACCAUGGCUGGCUACGAGAUCAAGGGCCCCAGGGCCAAGAUGGCCAAGCUGAACAUCCAGAGUUUGUCCCCAGUGAAGAAGAAGAAGAUGGUGAUACCCGGGGCCCUGGGGGCCCCUGCAGACCUGGCCCCCGUUGACGUCGAAUUCUCCUUCCCUAAAUUCUCUCGGCUGCGUCGAGGCCUUAAAGCCGAGACAAUCAAGGGUCCUGUCCCAGCUGCCCCAACCCGCCGGCGCCUUCAGCUGCCCCGGCUUCGGGUCCGAGAAGUGGCUGAGGAGACUCAGAUAGCCCGGCUGGCAGCUGCUGCUCCUCCGCACAGAAAGGCCAAGGCGGAGGCCGAGGUGGCAGCAGAAGCCCGCUUUACAGCCCCCCAGGUGGAGCUGGUUGGCCCCCGGCUGCCAGGUGCUGAGGUGGGAGCCCCCCAGGUCUCUGUGUCCAAGGGGCCAGGGGAGGUGGCUCCCACUGCAGAAGUAGCUGGUGGCUUUGCCCUCCAUCUUCCAACCCUUGGAGUGGCAGCCCCAGCUGCACCCACUCUGGAGCCCAUGGCCAUGGGGAUCCAGGUCCCGCAAGUGGAGCUGCCCACCUUGCCUUCGCUACCUACUUUGCCUACACUGCCCUGCAUGGAGACCCGGGAAGGGGCUGCACCAGUGACAGUGCCCACCUUGGAUGUGGCAGCACCCACAGUAGAGGUGGACCUGGCCUUGCCAGGUACAGAAGUGGAGGUCCGGGGAGAGGCCCCUGAGGUGGCCCUGAAGAUGCCCCGCCUUAGUUUCCCCCGCUUUGGGGCUAGAGCAAAGGAAGUUACUCAAGGCAAGGGGGCCAAGGGCAGCCCUGAGGCCAGGGCAAAGGGGCCUAAACUCCGAAUGCCCACCUUUGGGCUUUCUCUCUUGGAACCCCGGCCUACCACUCAGGAAGCCAUGGAGAGCAAACUGAAGCUGCCUACCAUCAAGAUGCCCUUUGGCAUUGGGGUGACAGGGCCUGAGGUCAAGGUGCCCAAAGGGCCCGAGGUGAAGCUACCCAAGGCCCCUGACAUCAAGCUUCCUAAAGUGUCAGAGAUGAAAGUACCCGAGAUGGCUGUGCCAGAGAUGCAGCUUCCGGAGGUAGAGCUGCCAAAGGUGCCCGAGAUGAAGCUCCCGAAGGUGCCCGAGAUGGCGGUACCCUGUGUGCACCUUCCGGAAGUGCAGCUCCCGAAAGUUCCAGAGAUGAAGCUUCCGAAAGUGCCUGAGAUGACCAUACCCGAUGUGCACCUGCCGGAAGUGCAGCUCCCGAAGGUGCCAGAGAUGUCUGUACCGGAUGUGCACCUCCCGGAAGUGCAGCUCCCAAAAGUUCCAGAGAUGAAGCUCCCUAAGGUGCCGGAGAUGGCCGUGCCAGAUGUGCGUCUGCCAGAGGUGCAGCUGCCCAGAGUCUCGGAGCUGAAACUCCCCAAGCUGCCGGAGAUGGCCGUGCCGGAUGUGCGCCUCCCGGAAGUGCAGCUGCCCAAGGUCUCGGAGAUGAAAGUCCCCGACGUGAAGCUCCCAGAGAUGAAGCUCCCCAAGGUGCCCGAGAUGGCGGUGCCUGAUGUGCGCCUCCCAGAAGUGCAGCUGCCAAAGGUGUCCGAGAUGCGGCUGCCGGAAAUGCAAGUGCCCAAGGUUCCUGAUGUGCGCCUUCCGAAGGCUCCGGAGGUGAAGCUGCCCAAGGCUCCGGAGGUGCCACUUAAAGCUGCCGGGGUCGAGCAGGCCGAGUUUGACUUCAGGAUGCCCAAGCUGGGGCGGCCAGCGUCCCCGCCAGGAGGCAAGCCAGGCGAGGUGGGCGCUGAAGUCUCGGGGAAACUGAUGACACUUCCAUGUCUGCAGCCAGAGGGGGGCGGCGAGGCCCGCGUGGGUGUCCCCUCUUUUACACUGCCCUCAGUGGAGCUGGACCUGCCGGGGGCCCUCAGCUCGGAGGGACAGGUCCAAGUAAGCUCAGUCCACAAGGUGGAGCGGGCAGGCGUCCCGCAGGUGGCAGGGGUCGGGGAAGCGGGCUUCCGGGUGCCCUCUGUUGAGAUUGUCACCCCACAGCUGCCCACUGAGGAGGGUGAAGAAGGGCGGGUAGAGGCGACCGAGAUGAGAGUCAAGUCCUCCAAGUUCUCCCUGCCCAAGUUUGGACUGUCAGGGCCCAAAGUAGCCAAAGCUGAGGCUGAAGGGGCUGGGCGAGCCACCAAGUUAAAAAUCUCCAAAUUCGCCAUCUCCCUUCCCAAGGCUCGGUUGGGGACAGAGGCAGAGGCCAAAGGGGCUGAGGAAGCAGGCCUGCUGCCCGCCCUAGAUCUGUCUGUCCCGCAGCUCGGUCUGGAUACCCACUUGCUCACAGGCAAGGUGGAGGUGGCAGGGGCCGAUGGCAAGCUCAAAGGCUCCCGCUUUGCCCUGCCCAAGUUUGGGGUUAAAGGUCGAGACACAGAGGCUGGAGAACUAGUGCUGGGGACUGCUGAGCUGGAGGGCAAGGGCUGGGGCUGGGAUGGGAAGGUGAAGAUGCCUAGGCUAAAAAUGCCCUCCUUUGGGCUGGCAAAGGGGAAGGAAGUAGAAGUCCAGGGUGGGCGCACCAGUCCCAGGGAAAAGCUAGAGUCCACAGCCCGGCAAUUGAAGCUCCCGGAGCUGGAACUGGUCACAUUGGGGCCAGAGGAGGAAGGGCGGGCAGAGGGUGCAGUGGCUGCAGGGCGGCAGGUCUCCAUGACCAGGAAGACAGAUAGCGAGGGCCAGGAGGGGACCCUGUGGAGGCCCCCACAGGGCAUCUCCCUGCCCCAGGUGGAGCUGACCAGCUUUGGGGAGAUGGGAGUGGGUGCCACUGCAGGGCAGCAGGCUGAGGGAACAGUUCCUUCUGCGGAGGGUACUGCAGGCUCCAAGGUCCAGGUGCCUCAGGUGACUUUGGCCUUGCCUGGGGCCCAGGUGGCUGGUGGUGAGCUAUUGGUUGGUGAAGGCAUCUUCAAGACGCCCACUGUGACCGUGCCCCAGCUUGAGCUGGAUGUGGGACUAAGCCGAGAGGCACAGGCAGGUGAAGUAGCUGCAGGUGAAGGGGUGCUGAAGAUGAAGAUGCCCACAUUAGGGACAGGAGCUGGGAUGGGAACAGAGGGGACCAAGCAGCAGUCCACAGGGUCUGAACAUACUUUCCACCUUUCUCUGCCUGACGUUGAGCUCUCACCACCUGCAGUUGGCAGCCAUGCCGAGUACCAGGUGGCAGAGGGUGAGGGGGAUGCGGGGCACAAGCUCAAGGUGCGGCUGCCCCGGUUUGGCCUGGCACGGACCAAGGAGGGGACCGAAGAGGGCGAGAAGGUCAAGAGUCCAAAACUCAGGCUGCCCCGCGUGGGUUUCAGUCAGGGCGAAGUGACCUUUGGGGAAGGCUCCCCCAGCCCUGAGGAGGAGGAGGAAGAAGGCAGUGGGGACGUGGCAUCAGGGCAACAAGGCCGAGUGCGUGUCCGCCUGCCCCGAGUGGGCCUGGCCGCCCCUUCCAAGGCCUCCAAGGGGCAGGAGGGUGAGGCAGCCUCCAAGUCUCCUAGUGGGGAGAAGUCACCCAGGUUCCGCUUCCCUCGAGUGUCCUUAAGCCCCAAGGCCCACAGCAGGGAUCGGGAGGAGGUUGGGUUCAGGGUCCGGCUGCCCAGUGUGGGGUUUUCAGAGAUGGCAGGUCCAGGGCCCACCCGGAUUGAGGGGGCUCAGGCUGCCGCCAUCUGA
Molecule: messenger RNA, 4005 nt
Organism: Elephantulus edwardii (Cape elephant shrew)
Lineage: Eukaryota; Metazoa; Chordata; Mammalia; Macroscelidea; Macroscelididae
Gene: PRX
Product: periaxin
Exons: 4
Coding region: 1-4005 (1334 amino acids)
Biological process (GO): peripheral nervous system myelin maintenance; regulation of RNA splicing
Cellular component (GO): cytoplasm; nucleus
Molecular function (GO): protein binding
Source: RefSeq, a predicted model, not a curated record